AUGAGAUUCGACAGCGGGAGGAUCCUCUUCGUCGCAUGUCUGGUCCAGUGCUGCGCUCAUGCAGCCGAGCACGGGCCAGCAUGGUCAGGAUACAACAAGAAGGUCAUGUGGACGUCAAGGAGGCCGAUGGUGGAGCGUCUGCGGGGAGGAGAAGCACACAUUGCAACGAGAGAGAGGAGAGGCGACCUGGAGGUUCAGAAGAAGGGGCAGCAGUGCAAGGUCGUGAUGAACCAGGAGUACGUGGAGAUGCUGAAUGUGAAGACGCUCAAGCUCGUUCAGAAGUACAUGAGGGAGAGCAAGGAGAGGUGCCGAAAAGGAGGGCAGAUGGUGAAAGUUUGGGUUGAGUUCAAGGGUGGAGAGUCAGCACAUCAGGUCAACAUUGCGGGCUCCUGGUCCAAGUGGGCAGAGCAGACUACAAUGAAAAAGAUUCUCAAGAAGAACGGGCAAUAUGUAUGGGGAGCUGAGCUUCGGCUGCCUGUAGGAUUCCAUGCCUUCAAGUUCGUGGUAGACGGCAAGUGGAUCGCUUCCCCCGACUGGCCAAGAGUGGAUGAUGGAAUGAAAACAUGCGGCAACAACAUCCUAGUUGCCGGCGCUCCCCUGUACGGGCUGAAGCAGAUCGACGAGACGAGCGAGAGGAACAGGAGGGCCAACGCCAACAGCCUUGACAGAUCCUUUCUGCUCGCUGCCUCAAUCAGCGCAGACGUUUCGGAGAAGCUCGGUCAAGUCAUCGCAAUGCCAACGCCCAUGGAGAACCGAAACGAUCUCGGUAAGUCCGUUGGGAUCGCUCCGACAGUCAACCUGCAGUCCAUCGUUGGCGACUCGCAACUCUCACAGGAGAAGGUGAUCGAGGCCUUCCAGCAACUUUUUGUCAAGGGCCUGGAAAAGAGGCUCAGCUGGACAGGAGCGAUCUCUCUCGUUCCUAUCAGAUAUCACAGUGCUCCAAACGUCAAGUCUGUCAACCUGGUUGGUUCAUGGUCUGACUGGACGCAAUUGCACGAGCUUGAGAGAGUGGACGGAGAUACCUGGGAGACCUACGUGUGGUUGCCAGCAGGGAAGCAUUGUUUCAAGUUCCUCGAGGAUGACAGAUGGGUGCUGUCCCGUGAGUUUGCUGUGGACGAUGACGGGUUCAAAACGGGAGGGAAUAAUGUGAUGAUGCUGCAUUCUCCUCGCGACAGUGCCUCGAUCAAGCCGGAGGAGGAGGAGGAGGAGGGAGAGCAGGACGAGGAGAGGAAGAAGGGGAGAGACAGGAUGCUGUCAAACACACUCUCAGCUGUCAAGACUUUGCUCGUUCCGGAACACGCGCAAGGUCGAGCAGACGAUGUUUCCGCAGAGGACUUGAGCAUGAGCAGCUCUUCACCGGACUGGGAGCAGGCUCUGCUCAAGAAGAAAAGCAAGCAGGGAGCUGCCGCUGCCGCUGCUGCUGCUUCCGCCGCUGCCGCCGUCCUGCGCGAGGACAGCAUGCCGGAGAGUGAGAUAGAGGACGUAGAGGCCCUGCUGGCUGCUCGUUCCCCCUCCUACCCAAAGUCGAUGACGAGCGAUGCUGAGCUCCUGCUUGCCUCGGUGAUGAACUUGCGCGAUGAGGGGCCGGCGUCAGAGGAUGCGGCGCAGAGGGUGAAGGAGGCGAAGAGGAAGCUGGAAGCGAUCAGGCUGGUAGCGAACAAGCUUGCGUCGGCGUCGAGGGAGAGGGCGAGGAGGAUGUGGACGGCGGGAGAGACGGUGAGAAGGAAGGAGCUGAGCAGAGAGCAGAAGAGGAGAUUCGACUACAAGAUCGCUGAGGAGGAGAAGAAAGUCAUGCAGUUCAGCAUCAUGUCCGGACACCAGGUGUUCUACGAUGUGUACGAUGGAGAGGGAGGAGAGGAGGAGGAGGAAGAACACGUGGGAGGUGGAGAGGGGACGGCGCUGGGGUACGGGGACGACGCUCUCACCGCCGACUUCCACAUUUCUCCCCCCUUCGACGACCCGGGUCUGCAGGCGUUCCAGCACGUGGACGAGCUGCUGGGCAGAGACGAGCCGCUGUCAGGGUACGACGAGGCGUUUGUGGACGUCCCGAUGGCUGGGCUUGGAGGUGAAGUAGCAGCUGGGCUGGGUGGUGGGGAGUACCUGCAGGACCAGUUUGAUGUUGGAGAGUCGCUAUCAGCCAUCAGACAUCAGUACGACGACUAUGCUGGGGAGAUGCUGGGAGAGGAGCUGGGGGAGGACGACGAUGUGCAGCUGUCUGACAUGAACGACGUGGACCUUGACAAGUACCUGCUGGAGGAGGAGGACGAGGAGUACUUGGCAUCUGCUGGAGCUGGAGCUGGAGCUGGAGCUGGAGCGUAUGAGUACGAUCCAGUUGGCAAGUACGACACAUUGGAUGUGCGAGAGUUUGCUGUGGAGAUCGACGAUGCCGCUGCCUACCCUGACCCGAGCGUUCAGAGCUUCUCUGCCACAGGGCAAGUGGAGGAGUUCGGCGAGCAGCACCAGCACCAGCAGUACCAGCAAGCGGCUGUGCUGGAGCAGCAGGUGAGGAGGAAGCAGGAUCUGCACAGAGUCAGGUCUGCUGCUUCCUCCUCGGAUAUGUACGGGGAUUUCACUGAGGAGGAGAACGCGAGCAUCGAGCAAAGGUUCAGAGACGAGAUCACACAGCGUCUCCGAGAUAGCUCGAGGGUGGACGAGGAGGAAGAAGGGAGAGUGGAGGACACGUACUACAUGCAGCAUGGGGAGGAGGAGUACGAUCUCGGGGCAUACGAGCAGCACUAUGGCUACCCAGCUCCGUACCAGCAGGCGUACGUGGAGGAGGAGGAGAGGGGAGAGCGGGAAAGUGACCUGGAGGAGAACGAGAUCAUUGAAGACGAUGUGUAUGAGGAACAUGUAGCGGGGAAGCAGCAGGAGCCGGAGGCAGCCGGGUGGGAGCAGGCGGCGGUGCGGGCGGAGGAAGUGGAGGAGGAUCAGUCGGAGAGGGCGAAGGAGGAGCUGCAGAACAGGAGGGAGGCGCGGGCCGUGCAGCUUUUCAAGACCCUCGCGCGCGCGAGGGAGGGGAGGAGGAGGAGGAGGGCAGCGGAGGACUGGAACCAUAGGAGGAGGACAGCGCAUGCACAGCUGGACAGGCAUGAGAACACAGUCAACGAGUUGCUGCACAGGAUAGAGAGCGUGAUAUCAGAGUCGAAGGUCAUGUACGAGGAGGAGCUGCGGCAAGUUGCUGAGGACGAGCUCCUGCUAGACGGGCUGGGCUGCUCGCAGGAGGGGAGGGCGAGGGCCAGGAUGGACAGUACCACUAGGUACCUCUCCCCUCCCCUCCCCACCUCCUUCCUCCCCGAGUACGUCCCCGAGGAGUACUACGGUCACUCCUACGACUACGGGUGGUUUGCUGGGAUGCCGGAGGAGGAUGGGAUGGCGAGGAUGGAGGACGGGUACGGGUACUACGAGCCGGAGGAGGGGUACGACAUGCCCCCUGCGGUUGAUAACCGGUACUACUAUCCCUAUCAGUAUCCUGUGUAUGCCUAUGAUGGGUAUGCGAACUACCAUGGUUGA
Guillardia theta CCMP2712 is the source of this 3510-nucleotide messenger RNA. RefSeq lists its product as hypothetical. Gene Ontology annotation, biological process: signal transduction. NCBI's taxonomy places the organism in Eukaryota, Cryptophyceae, Pyrenomonadales, Geminigeraceae. The record is from RefSeq and is a predicted model, not a curated record. Gene Ontology annotation, molecular function: protein kinase binding. Gene Ontology annotation, cellular component: nucleotide-activated protein kinase complex; cytoplasm; nucleus. The coding region runs from base 1 to 3510 and encodes 1169 amino acids. The transcript is spliced from 16 exons.